Messenger RNA from Scophthalmus maximus (turbot), 1160 nucleotides. It is a transcript of the gene pdca, whose product is annotated as phosducin a. Gene Ontology annotation, biological process: regulation of G protein-coupled receptor signaling pathway. The record is from RefSeq and is a predicted model, not a curated record. Bases 140 to 850 code for a protein of 236 amino acids. The transcript has 6 exons. NCBI's taxonomy places the organism in Eukaryota, Metazoa, Chordata, Actinopteri, Pleuronectiformes, Scophthalmidae.
ACUACCCAGUGAAUGUCUAGACUGACGGAAGAAAACAAUUAAGCGCAACAGACGAAAGCUCGAACGAAAGAAAAAAGCUGUGAGAAACCCACCGACCUUGAAGCCACGACCUCUCACUCAAGACACACAGGCUGCUACUAUGAUGUCUGGCUCUACCCAGGAAGAGGUGGACUUGCCUGCCAAUCACACAGGUCCCAAAGGUGUAAUCAAUGACUGGCGGAGGUUUAAGUUGGACAGUGUGGAUCAGACUGUGCCUCAAAAGAAGAGAGAGCUGCUAAGACAAAUGUCCAGUCCUCGAGAGGAUGACAAAGAAAGACCCCUCAGAAAGAUGAGCGUUCAGGAGUACGAGCUGAUAAAAGAGGAGGAUGAGCACUGCCUGAAACGCUACAGAAAGCAAUGUAUGCAGGAAAUGCAUGAGCGCUUGAGCUUCGGCCCCAAGUUUGAAGAAGUCCACGAGCUUGAGAGUGGGGAAGCCUUCCUGGAAGUCAUAGAGAGGGAACAUCGGCAGACCAUUGUGGUAGUCCACGUCUACCAGCACAAUGUCAACGGCUGUGAACAGAUGAACUCGUGUCUGGACUGCCUUGCGAUGGAGUACUCCAGUGUUAAAUUUUGUCGCAUUGAUGCUGUGGCAACAGGAGCUGCUGAGCGCUUUCCCUCUGAGGUUCUCCCUGCCCUGCUGGUGUACAAGGAGGGUGAGUUACUGGGCAACUUCCUGGCUGUUACCAAACACUUCAGCGAAGAGUUCUUUGCAACGGAUGUGGAGGCGUUUCUCAAUGAAUAUGGCCUAUUACCUGAAAAGGACUUCACAGCAUGUGCUGAUGAAGAGGAUGACGGAGGGGACGUGGAGUAGAAGGAGAAGGAAACAGAUGAGAGGAAAGACAAAAAGGAGAGAGGGGAGGAAUUGUAUUAGAGGGGGGUGGAUAGAAGUAGAGGAAAAUGACACAGGAAGAGGGGAUAUAACAGUAAGGGGACAAAGGAAAGGAGAGCCGAUGAAAGGAAUUGUGGGAAGUAGUGGAGGGCAUUAUUUCAAUCAGGAUACACACCUUAGAGAAAAAGCAUAUAUAUAUAUAUUGUAUGUACAGACAAACACACACAUUAAUAAUCAUCUAGCGGCACACACUGAACAUGGAUUGUAUCUAGAAGCAGUUAGGUGUAAAUCG